Zootoca vivipara (common lizard) is the source of this 4747-nucleotide messenger RNA. It is a transcript of the gene HPN, whose product is annotated as hepsin. Lineage: Eukaryota; Metazoa; Chordata; Lepidosauria; Squamata; Lacertidae. Gene Ontology annotation, cellular component: membrane. Gene Ontology annotation, molecular function: serine-type endopeptidase activity; serine-type exopeptidase activity. Gene Ontology annotation, biological process: proteolysis. The record is from RefSeq and is a predicted model, not a curated record.
GGGGCCGUCGCGCCCGGGUCCCCCCUCCCUGCUCGCCAGCCCUUCCCCUCCUCCUUCUCCUCCCGCCGCCCCAGGUGGGGAAGCUGCCUUGCGCAAGGAAGCACUUCUGCGCCCGGGAGACCUGCCGUGUCUCUGGCUCUUCAGCCAUGAAGAUCGCGCCCCCCUUAGCGGGAAGGCAAGUACCCCGGUGAGGGCAGCGAGGGCUCCCAGACUCCCCCCAUCCCUCGAAAAAAGGGGAUUUCUUCUGGAGGACCUGGAAUUCUAACAGGAGGAUCCGGCAGGUUUGAUGAUUAACCAGUUCUGAAAUGGCUGAAAAAGAUGGGGGCCUGAAACGACACAACUGGACUUCGCCUAAGGUGGUGGCUGUAAUAGCCAGCGGCUUCCUGCUCUUGGCUGCGAUCGGAGUUGGGAGCUGGGCUAUAGUGGUUUCUGUGCUCAGAAGUGAAGGUGAAAGCCUGUAUGUUGUCCAGGUGAGCUCCGGUGACCUGCGCCUCACUGUGUACGAUGAGAAUGAAGGGAGGUGGAGGCUGCUUUGUUCGUCGUCCUCCGAUGCCCAAGUGGCCACCCUCAGUUGCGAGGAGAUGGGAUUUGUCAGGUCUCUCUCCCAUUCAGUUCUGGCUGCUGACAGAGCAGGGGCCAAUGGGACGUCGGGCUAUUUCUGCGUGGAUGAGUCCCGCCUACCUUUUGCGCGAAGGCUGAGCGAGGCCAUUGUGGUGUGCGAAUGCCCGACAGGCCGAUUCCUGGCAACGCUAUGCCAAGACUGUGGACGUAGAAAAUUGUCUGUGGACCGCAUUGUGGGAGGCCAGGACGCUAGCUUGGGCAAAUGGCCGUGGCAAGUCAGCCUGCGCUAUGAUGGGACGCACCUUUGCGGUGGCUCCAUCAUCUCAAAUGAGUGGGUUAUCACAGCUGCACACUGCUUCCCAGAGAGGAAUCGAGCACCGAGCAGGUGGCGGGUGUUUGUGGGGGCCGUUUCCCAGCUCUCCGCUAAGGGGCUGCAGGUGGGUGUGACAAGCGUUGUGUACCACGGUGGGUACCAGCCCUUCCUGGAUCCCAACAGCGAGGAGAACAGCAAUGACAUAGCCCUGAUGCACUUGGCAACACCCCUUUCCUUUAACGAAUAUAUCCAGCCCAUCUGCCUGCCAGCUUUGGGCCAGCCUUUGGUGGAUGGGAAGAUCUGUAUCGUUACUGGCUGGGGCAACACCCAGUACUAUGGGCAACAGUCUGACGUGCUGCAAGAAGCCAGCGUGCCCAUCAUCAGCACCAGUCUCUGCAACAGCCCUGACUACUAUGGCAGCCAGAUCAGGCCCAGGAUGUUCUGCGCUGGCUUUGCUGCUGGCGGAACAGAUGCCUGCCAGGGCGACAGUGGCGGCCCCUUUGUGUGUGAGGAUGGCAUCUCUCGGACAUCCCGCUGGAGGCUCUGUGGUAUUGUGAGCUGGGGCACCGGCUGCGCCCUGGCCAAUAAGCCAGGGGUCUACACAAAGGUCAAUGACUUUCAAGGGUGGAUCUAUCGUGCCAUGAAGACUCACUCCCAUGCCAGUGGAAUGGUGAUCCAGGACUGAAGCCCCGGAAGAGCAAUGCUGAGCCGCUGCCUCGCCAACCUCCUCCCCUUCCAGUGUGAGGCUGCUGCUUUAAACAAAACAAGGGGAGGGGGGGGGAAUGACAUUUUACAGAGAACAAACAUUGUCAUAUCUGACUGUGUGCUCUGGCAUAGCCUGGUGGAAUAGGGCAGGGGAGCCCUUCUACAUUGUGCAGUCACAGCUCCUCGCUGGCCUUUAAGCAUCUCUCGCCCUGCCAAUGUGAUGCCUUUGCUUUGCCAGCCUAUCUAAGGGGUGCUGGUUCUUUAAUGGCCCAUCUAGGGAAGAGGGUUGGCCUUGCUUCCCAGGACAUCUGUGACUGGCUAAUCUGUGGUUGCUUUGGUGUGGCUCAUUACCCUAUCACUUUAAAGUAUUGAAUUCCGGCAGGUCAAGAAUUUCAAAAGCAAAGGCCCAAUCCUUGAAGUUUUCCCCAGUCGUGAACAAGGGCAGAAGCUGCAUUUAAAGGGAACCCCCACAGCAACUUCUCACACUACCCCAGCAUACACUCAGAAUGGGUGAAGCCAUCAUGGGUUCUGACUUGAAACCGGGGCGUCCUGAUUUCAAGUCUUUGUCUCCCCCUCUCAGUUCCGCCCCAGCAGCGGAUCCUGCCUCCCUGCCCCUUGUAACAUGGCGGCCGCCUAUGAGCUUGGCAGCACGGCUUGAUGAUGUCAUUUCCCAGGAUGCCGCUGGAAGCUGAGAGACACACACAGAUUCAGAGAGGCGGGGCAUGGGCUUAAAAGGGCUGUGGUGCAGUUUGGAGCCAGCAGCGGUGGGGGAGAGUCUUGAGCUGUUAACAGGGGGGGGAGAGGUCAGUGGGAAAAGGAAUGGAGGGCUUGGUGCCCAGGGCUAGGGUCCCGCCCAGUAACUUGUGAGGUGGCAGCAGUGCCUCUGAGCAUGUACAGAAUGCACACACCCCUCCUCCCACUCCCCCCCCAGCUAGAAACACCUUGCAUUCCUCAGAUGAAAAUGCCCCAAUUUUCAUCUGAGGAAUGUUGCAGGGUAUGCCCCAAGCCUUGUUCUGUGGACCUUUGGCUCUCAGGUGAUUUUGUCCAGAUUUCCUCUAGGUCAUUGGUCUCCAAAUGGUAGGUUGCACCCUAAGAUGAGAUUGGUUGUGCAAGUGAUACCACCACCAUUUUCUUACAUUUUUUAAUUUGUUCAGGGGUUUUAAAGAGCAAAUGUCCUAAGACAGACGUGGAGAGUGUGUGUGUGUGCGUUAUACCAUGAAUAACAGCACUAACCCCAGGGGGCUCAGAUCUAGAGGGUGGAACAGAUGGCAGGAAGUCUUGAGGAGGAGAUCCUCCCUUACUGCAGUUCGCUAAGGGCUGAUUCGGAACACAAUAGAAGCAGGCCCAUGCAGAGGGGGUAGGGAUUCGGGUUCCCUUGCCCUGGCUCUUGGAGGGCUGAGCCAGCCAGCGCCACCCCCUCCCCCUGCUGCUUUUUUUUUGUUUGAGUUUAUAACUUUAUUCUAACAAGACUCCUGCUCUAGACCUCAGACUAGCUAUGCAUGGGCAUGAAUAAAAGAGCUUACUUCCACUUACCUGAUGUUUGCAAGCAUUUUAAGGGAAACGUACAGGACCAAAAAAAGCAGACCCACAUUUUAUAUGAGGGCAAAAUAUCAAUAUCUGACCCAAAGAGCCUCAUUUGGACUCCAGGGAGGAUAUUACUGAGGGUUGGAUACCCUCAGCCAGUCUCCCUUUCCCCUUCUGUACGGGAAGCUGUCAGGAAGGACUGACCAGCUGUUCUGUGCAUUUUCCAUCUGUUCUUUUAACAAAAUUAAGUACAUUUUGGGUAGGGCUUUAUUAGGGUACUUUUAGCCCUCCAGUACAGACUUAAGAGUUAUGCUUGAUUAUUCCAUUGAGGAUCUGUUGCUGCCCCUACUCUAGCAUUGUCCACAGGUAAAAAUAGCCACCAAUAAUGUUGAAUCUGACAGUUUGCCUCCAUCACAUGCACAUUGCAGACUUAGAAAAAAGCCUAGCACAGAUAUUAAUCUUCGGGUAUUAAUAACCUGUUAUUGUCUACAUACAGAACGGGUCUACUCUAUAUCUGCAUCCCCAUGAUAAAAAAAAUCCAUUGUAUGCACUGAGAAAUUAAGAAUCAGGAACUGCUUCAGUUUCAUAUUAGAAGUUCCAUUAAGGAUUAGUUUGGGUCUGCACACAAGUGAUACACCGGCCUUCCGAAACCUGAUAACCUCCAUAAGCUUUGGACUACAUUUCCCACCAUGCCUGACCCAAUGGCCCUGGUGGCUGAUGGGAGUUGUAGUCCAAUGCAUUAUUGACAUGCCAAUAAAUGUACAAGCACCCAGCAGUCCUAAAUGCAUAGCCAUCUUUAGCAUAGCCAUGCACACACUCACACUUAUUGAUUUGGUGGUAAUUUGUAAGUUACUGGCUGGGCUGAUCAGAUACAUUUGAUGCCGAGACCGAAAAAGAAGCUGAAAUAAAAAUUUGUGGUUCACCUAUCAUAGAAUCAUAGCAAUGCAGAGUUGGAAGGGACCCCGAGUGUCACCUAAUUCAACUCCCUGCAAUGCAGGAAUCCUGCUCACAGCCAUCUCUGGGUGGGCUUGAACCACCAACCUAACCCAUUGCGCCACUGGAGCAUAUGAAGAAGCCCUGGUGGCUCAGGUCAAGGGCCCAUCUUAUCCAGCAUUUUCUCUCUCACAGUAGUCACACAGAGGGAAGCCCAUGUGCAAGGCUGAGGGCAAUGGUGCUCUCCACACUUGUGUUUCUCAGUAGCUGUUAUUCAGAGGCAUGCUGAAGGUAGAGCACAGCCAUCGUGGCCUUAUCCUCCACAAAGCUGCCUACAUACAGUAAUAACCCAUCUGGGGCCAGGAAGUAUCCCAGAACAGUCCUCUAUUAUGUCUUCUGACACUGUACAUAGAUAACUAUGUUGGGUCUCCUCUGUCCUUUGGGGCCAUGGAUCAGUUCACUUAGAUUGUAUAUAUUUGUGUAAUUAUGACAAUUAAAAUAAAUAAAACCUGUUUUGAUUAUAGAUGGCUCUUGGAUUAUCUCACAGAUUUUUUAAGAUUCCCCCCCCCCCGGGAGGCUCAAACAGGGAGCCUCCUGGCCUGCACAUCAGUGUUGUGUCCCUUGUUGUGGCGAGCUACUUUGGGAGUGCAGAAUGAGGGCCACUGUCCGUCCCUCCCCAGCUAAAUACACCAUUUUGAAUACCUGGGAAAU